Molecule: messenger RNA, 1636 nt
Organism: Dreissena polymorpha
Lineage: Eukaryota; Metazoa; Mollusca; Bivalvia; Myida; Dreissenidae
Exons: 5
Coding region: 129-971 (280 amino acids)
Molecular function (GO): protein binding
Source: RefSeq, a predicted model, not a curated record
CAUCCGCAUCCUGUUCGACAAUCCUGUUGCGACGUCAACUUGCAAAAAAAGUUCGGGCGUUACACACGCUCUGUGCAGCUUUGUGCGAAAUAAAACCCAAGAGGAGCAUAUUGAUAGAAACGUUAAAAAUGGAAUUCAUAUUUGGUCUCCUGCUUUUAUUUGGAGGAGUUUUCAGCAAAACGCUUGUCGCCGAGAACGGGACCGUUGAAUUUCAAUCGGAUGACUUCGCUCCUUUCAACUGGUCAAGGUCGACGAUUGAGAUGCCGGACGCUGACCCCGCUAACCCAACUGACCUAUAUGACGUCACGGAUGACAUCACGUCGUUUAAGCCACAGUCAAAUUACAUGGCAGAGCUGUGUGGAUUGAAGCGAAUCCUUCACGACCGAAAUGCUAUCCUGAUGUCCCUGUCUCGCAAUGGCCUCGCCCCUCGCGAAACCACAUGUGUGUCGGGAGUGGAGUCCGCUGCAUACUCGAACUACAUGCUCGUGAUAACCUUCAACGCGGUCUCGAUGACCUUGCCGACUUCCGGUGUCUGCAACCACGCCAGGCUGGACCUGUUCACUGGAAAGGCUUUAACACCAGCAAAUCGCUUAAACGGAGAGGGAGGUUUAUGUGGCAGCCGAAUCACGGGCUACUUCGUGACGUCAUCCAACUUCCUGACGCUUGAAUUCAAGCAGAUACUCAUGGCACCUUCAUCGCGCCAAAGUUUUACGGCAAUCAUUACCCCGUUUCAUCGUGGCCGAUGCGCACAUGACGAGUUCAGAUGCGCCAAUGGAUUCUGCGUGCAGAAUAACAUGCUCUGCGACGGCUACAACAACUGCGGUGAUAACAGCGAUGAAAAAUCCUGUGCGAAAUUAGCCCUGUCCAUCGCCGCCAUUAUCGGCAUCGCCGUCGGGGGCGUUGUAUUGGUGGCGCUGAUUAUCACGUGCAUCUGCUGCAGAUGCUGCUGCUCCCUAUACGAGAGGCUUUAAUAAGCUACAAAUGAUGCUAUUAUUAGAGACACAAGCUACAAAUGAUGCUAUUAUUAGAGACACAAGCUACAAAUGAUGCUAUUAUUAGAGACACAAGCUACAAAUGAUGCUAUUAUUAGAGACACAAGAUACAAAUGAUGCUAUUAUUAGAGACACAAGAUACAAAUGAUGCUAUUUUUAGAGACACAAGCUACAAAUAAUGCUAUUUUUAGAAACACAAGCUAUAGAUGAUACUAUUUUAAGAAACACAAGCUACAUAUUAUAUUAUCUUUAGAAACACUAGCUAUAGAUGAUACUAUCUUUAGAAACACAGGUUACAGAUGAUACUAUCUUUACAAACAAAAGCUACAGAUGAUACUAUUUUAAGAAACACAAUAUACAUAUGAUGCUAUCUUUAAACACAAGCGACAGAUUUUUAGAAACAGAAAGACAUGCUUCCGAUAAGGCUAUUUUUAGUUACACAAGCCACAUCUAUUGCUAUUGUACGUAACAUAACUUACAGAAUAUGCUUUUUUAAUAAACGAGAUUCCAUUUUUUCUGCAAAUUAUGCAAAACAAAUAGACGCAAGUGUUCAACAUGUGAACAAUUAAUUAAAACCAUUUUUCAUUGUGUACAAGUCAUUUUAAAUUUUAAUAUUAUAUUAUAUUAAACCCUACCGCCACAUA